Molecule: messenger RNA, 569 nt
Organism: Hordeum vulgare subsp. vulgare (domesticated barley)
Lineage: Eukaryota; Viridiplantae; Streptophyta; Magnoliopsida; Poales; Poaceae
Exons: 1
Coding region: 107-376 (89 amino acids)
Source: RefSeq, a predicted model, not a curated record
AGUUCACUCAAGCAGGCGGUAGCAUCAUAUCGUAGUAGUAGCUAGAGGCUAGAGCUAGCCAGGCAGGCAGGUCUCCUCGUCCUCAGUAGUUUUCUGACUCUUGAAGAUGUCGCAGAGGCCGGGGAGGCACCAGAGGAGGGCGUCGCAGAGCGUGUUCUCCCUGCCGGAGAACUUCGCCAGCCUGGAGGACGUGCCGGCGGACGGCGUCGGCGAGCAGCGGAAGCCCGCCGCGGCGGGGGCGGACGCCUCCGAGCAGCAGCAGCCCGCCAGGCCGGCGGCGGGGCGCCACCGGCGGGCAAUGUCGAUGGCCGUGCCCUCCAGGGACCUGGACAUGAUCGCGGAGGACAUGGGAAGCUACAGCAAGUACGGCGCCUGAUUGGUAGAAAGACGUACGUCUAGUUCAUUCACGCUGGUGUGUUUAUGUACGUACGUGUUCUUCCGUGGCCGGUGGGUACGUUAGGUGUAAACCAGUUGGUUGUUUUGUUCUGUGCUGUGUUUUUCCUGCUUCUCUGAAUGUGUACUCCUCCUUUGCCUGCCUGACCAGAGUAAAAAAAUCCCGCUGUUGCAAA